AUAAGGACAAAAUCGUCAAUCAACUUAAAAAAGAAUCGAAACGCAUUCAUUUCUGUCUUUGUCGUCUUCGAAAAUCUUCAAAAACAGGUGCACCCCCUAUCCUUAACCUUUACUUCACCUGCCCCAUUCCCCACUCCAGAAUUUCAUCUCCUCCAACUCUUUCUCUAUUAUUACUUAAACCAACCCUCUCUUUCUUCUUUGAACACCCCUUUCAUCUUACCAAUCUUCCAUCUAGGAAAAACUAAAUCCAAAAGGUAUUCAAUGAAGCGUUCACUUUCAAUUUCAUCACCAACGACCGAGGACAGAAAGAUGAAAAAGGUGAAGGAGACAGAAAUUGAUGACAAGAAUCGUGGGUUAGCGAGUUUCGAUGAGAACAUGUUGUUUGAGGUUUUGAAACACGUCGACGCUAAAACGUUAGCCAUGGCUGGUUGUGUGAACAAACAAUGGCACAAAACAGCACAAGACGAGAGACUUUGGGAGCUGAUCUGCACGAAACAGUGGGCGAACACCGGUUGCGGGGAACAACAGUUACGAUCUGUGGUUCUUGCUCUCGGUGGGUUUCGUCGUCUUCAUUCUCUUUAUCUUUUACCUCUUUCUAAGCCUCAAACGUCAUCAUCGUCAACAUCAACUUCAUCGUGUUCUUCGUCCUCGUCUUGGGGUCCAAUACCGCAGGUGAUUCGGUCGAAACCGUUACCUCGUUUAGGGAAAGACGAGGUUCAUCUUUCUCUUUCUCUUCUCUCUAUUCGUUAUUACGAGAAGAUGAAUUUCAAUAACAGAAACCUAUGAAAUUUAAGAAUUCAUUCCUCCAUUCCUAUGUUGAUCGUUGUUCCUUUUGUUUUUUGUUUUUGUCUGUAUUUCCUAUUAAUUGGAAUUGGAUUUUUUUUUAUAUUUUUUGGUGCUAUUUAGUUACCAGAUCUGGUUUUUAAUUCUGGCAAUUAGUAUGUCUAAGUCUUGUUGAAGGGUUGUAUUUUAAUUUUAAAUUUUAAUGAGUAUUGAUAAAUAUAUAUAUAUUGAAUUUGGGAA
This is a messenger RNA of Lathyrus oleraceus (garden pea), 1023 nucleotides long. RefSeq names its product F-box protein GID2. NCBI's taxonomy places the organism in Eukaryota, Viridiplantae, Streptophyta, Magnoliopsida, Fabales, Fabaceae. The transcript has a single exon. The coding region runs from base 262 to 786 and encodes 174 amino acids. Gene Ontology annotation, molecular function: protein binding. Gene Ontology annotation, biological process: regulation of gibberellic acid mediated signaling pathway; gibberellic acid mediated signaling pathway. The record is from RefSeq and is a predicted model, not a curated record. Gene Ontology annotation, cellular component: SCF ubiquitin ligase complex.